This is a messenger RNA of Sorghum bicolor (sorghum), 1447 nucleotides long. RefSeq lists its product as uncharacterized. The coding region runs from base 557 to 1096 and encodes 179 amino acids. The record is from RefSeq and is a predicted model, not a curated record. Gene Ontology annotation, biological process: cytokinin biosynthetic process. Lineage: Eukaryota; Viridiplantae; Streptophyta; Magnoliopsida; Poales; Poaceae. The transcript has a single exon.
CUGCCCUGCCCUGCCUGCUGCCGCCACCCCCUCUCUCUCCCCUUCUUCCUCCUCUCCAACGCCAGCAACACACAGGACGACGUCUUGGCGUUUCUCGCGGCCCUACCCUACCCUACCCUACCCUACCCGGUGUCCAGUCCAGUCCAGUCCGGGGUCCUCCCCGCUCGUCCGUCGUCUCCUCUUCUCCUGCCUCCUGUGAAGUGAAGAAGGCCAAGGCCAGGACCAAGACGAAGACGAAGAUGGUGGCCGGGUGUCAGAGGCUUCAAUGUUCCCUUCAUCAGAAGCUCGUGCUCGUGGGUGUCCAACUCCAGGAAGCACCACAGGCCGCCAGGGAAGCAGCAAUGGCUUCUUCAGCCUUGCAUUGAUGCGGCACCCAGAGCAAGCAUAAAUAUACCCCUCUCCCUCUCCCUCUCCCUCCCAAGUCUCAAGCUGCUCAUCGCCCUCAUCUCAUCAGCUUCUCCCUCUCUCUUGCUUUCUCCAUCCUGCUCUCUCUCUCUCUCUCUCGGCCUGAGGCCUCUUGCGUCGAUCGGCCAUCUUCGCACUCCAUCCCACCGCCAUGGAGUCCUCCUCUCACAUCACCGGGGAGGACGACGGAGAGGGCUGCAACAGCUGCGAGUCCGGCUGGACAAUGUACCUUGCCUCGCCCAUGCAUAUGCAUGGCCACGCCGGCGACGACGCUGCCGGCAGCGGCAAGAGCAGCGGCAGCCAAGGGAGCAGCGUCGACGACGGCUACGGCUACAUGAUCAGCCGCGGCAACCAGCAGGGCUACCAACAUUACGCCGACGCCGACGACGACGACUCCCUCGCGUCCGAUGCCUCCACCGGCCCAGCUAAAGUGAAGUCGUCGCCAUCGUCGUCACCGCCGGAAUACCAACAACGCCGCAAAGAUGAUGACGAUGACGAUGGAGGGCAUCAUCAUGGUCAUGGCAAGGAGCAGGAGGAGGACGAUGGCGCACGCACAAAGCUCGCCACCAGCUCCCGCAAGAAAGCUGCUGCUGGCAAUGGAGGAGGAGGAGGAGCAGAGGGCAACUCAUCAAGGCGAGGCCACAGCAAGAGAGGCGGCGGCUCUUCAAGGAGAAGCUUCUUCCUCUGGUAAAACAAUACUAUUAUUACUACUAGCUUCGUUUCAUUCACUCUACACCAGUAGCAUGAAUCCUCCUUUAAUUUUCGCCAUUGUUGGUCGAGCUCGAAACCUUGCUUGUUGUUAGAAGAAGAAGAAGCAUCAAGCAAGCACGCGUUCAUUCUGAGGAGAUAGAUCAAUCAAUGGGAAGGCUAUUUUUUUGGCCCUUGUUUUUGCCUUCUCCGUAUGGCCAUCUCCUCCUCUCCUCGUUGACCACCUGUAGUAGGUUCGUUCAUUAGCCAUUGCCAUGUAAAAAAAAAAUCUACUGUAACUUCUGGUCAUUGUUGUUCUUCAGUGCCCUGUGCUUUUAAUGUUGCUUGCAAAUCU